AUGGAGUCCAUCUUCCUCAAGAUAUCGUCUGACGUAUCACUCCACGCGCGUAUCUCUCGACCUUCAACCGACAACCAAAAGCCACUUCUAGUUCUCCUCCACUACUGGGGCGGGUCUUCUUCGACAUGGCACAAGCUCACAUCGCCCGGCUCACCGACUUCCCUGGAUACUACCUAUCCGAUUCUUGCGUUCGACCUUCGGGGCUGGGGUCAGUCAAUGGGUCCAUCUGAGGAACAUGGAAUGGCAUAUUCAAUUACGGCAAUGGCGUCCGACGUUGCACUCGCACUUGAGAAGUUGAAUCAAGAUGCUAGCACGAAUCACCUUUUAAACCACGGUUUUAUAUUCGUGGGUCAUUCUAUGGGAGCGAAAGUAGCCCUGGCUACGCUAUCUACCCUGAAUGAGAAUCUGCUUCGAGAAUUGAAAGGCUUGGUUCUAGUAGCCCCCGCACCGCCAACAGCCCUCAGCCUCCCACCGGAGAUGAAAGAACAACAAAAGGUUGCCUACGAGACAGAGGAGUCUGUAAGGUGGACCGUUAAGAACGUACUCGCAAACACUAAGAACUUAAGUGAAGACGAUAUCGAGUUGGUGGUCCAUGACAGCUUGAGUGGGAGUAACCUUGCCAAAAAAGCUUGGCCUACGUAUGGGAUGGCGGAAGAUGUUUCUGGGAGUGUAAGGAGGGCUCUGGGCAUCAUUGGUCAUGCUGGUAUUCGGGCGAGUGUUCUUGUUGGGGAGCUGGAUGUUGUCGAGCCAAGAGAGCGAGUUGAGGCUGAGGUUUGCCGAAUCCUUGAAGAAAGUGGGGUCAAAACUUCGUUGAAGGUUGUUGAGAGUGUGAAGCAUUUGAUUCCCUUGGAGUGCCCUCAGAUGAUCUAUGAAGAGAUUUCUCUUUAUUGA
Molecule: messenger RNA, 891 nt
Organism: Aspergillus oryzae RIB40
Lineage: Eukaryota; Fungi; Ascomycota; Eurotiomycetes; Eurotiales; Aspergillaceae
Product: alpha/beta fold hydrolase
Exons: 1
Coding region: 1-891 (296 amino acids)
Source: RefSeq, a predicted model, not a curated record